This is a messenger RNA of Pyrgilauda ruficollis (rufous-necked snowfinch), 2282 nucleotides long. RefSeq names its product cathepsin S-like. Gene Ontology annotation, cellular component: lysosome. The transcript has 8 exons. Gene Ontology annotation, molecular function: cysteine-type endopeptidase activity. Lineage: Eukaryota; Metazoa; Chordata; Aves; Passeriformes; Passeridae. The record is from RefSeq and is a predicted model, not a curated record. The coding region runs from base 203 to 1198 and encodes 331 amino acids. Gene Ontology annotation, biological process: immune response.
UUCUCCCCACGCCGCCGCUGCCCCGCGCCCCAAAUCCCGGCGUGCCGGCACCGGGAACGCCCCGGAUCCCAGCCCGGACCCCUCCCCAGCCCCCUCCCCAGCGCCGCGGGCCGGAGCCACCCCAGGGAAUUUUGGAGACCGGAUUUGUCACCGAGGGGUCAAUCCAGGAUCCGAGCCCUCGGCUCCUGCUCAGAAUCCCGGGAUGGAGCCGCUGGCUCCCGCCGCCCUCCUGGCCCUGCUGGUGCUGGCACUGGGACACCCCGACCCCGCGCUGGACCGGCACUGGGAGCUCUGGAAAAAAUCCUACGGCAAGGAAUAUCAUCCCCAGGAGGAUUUUCUCCGCCGCCUGACGUGGGAGAAGAACCUGUGGCUGGUGACCCUGCACAACCUGGAGCACUCCCUGGGGCUCCGCUCCUACAUGCUGGGGAUGAACCACCUGGGGGACAUGACCAGCGAGGAGGUGGCGGCUUCGCUGACGCGGCUCCAGAUCCGUCCUCGUCCCCGUCGGAAUUCUGCAUUCCCGGCCCAAUUCCGGCCGCUCGGUGACAUCCCCGAGGAGCUGGACUGGCGGGACAAGGGCUGCGUGACCGAGGUGAAGAACCAGGGCGCCUGCGGAUCCUGCUGGGCCUUCAGCGCCGUGGGAGCGCUGGAAGCGCAGGUGAAGCUGAAAACCGGGAAUUUGGUGUCCCUGAGCGCCCAGAACCUGGUGGAUUGCUCCGGGAUGUACGGGAACAAGGGCUGCGCCGGGGGGUUCAUGACGGAGGCGUUCCAGUACAUCAUCGACAACGGCGGCAUCGAGUCCGAGGAGUCCUAUCCCUACACGGCUCAGAACGGGACGUGCCACUACAACGCCUCCGCCCGCGCCGCCUCCUGCUCCCGGUUCCUGGAGCUGCCCGAGGGCGACGAGGCCGCGCUCAGGGACGCCGUGGCCACCGUGGGCCCCGUGGCCGUGGCCAUCGACGCCACCCGGCCCAGCUUCUUCCUGUACCGCUCCGGGGUGUUUGAUGACCCCCAGUGCUCGCAGGAGGUGAACCACGGCGUGCUGGUGGUGGGAUACGGCUCCCUGGAAAACAAGGAAUACUGGCUGGUGAAGAACAGCUGGGGCGUGCACUUCGGAGACGCGGGGUACAUCCGCAUGGCCCGCAACGCCUCCAACCUCUGCGGCAUCGCCAGCUACGCCUCCUACCCGCUGAUCUAGCCGGACCUGCGCUCCCAACACCGCCCCAGAGCUCCAGAUUUCCGUGGAUCCCAUUCCAGGGGCGCUGGGCACCCUCUGAUGGUUGGAUCCGAGGGGUGGGAGUGGGAGUGGCGUUGGUGGGCAUCCGGGGAAUGCUUUUUUUGGUAAGGGGAAAUUGGGGGUUUGGGUAAAGUGGUGAUUCCUGCAGGGAUCAGGUACAGGGAUAACAGGGAUCGGGUACAGGGGUCACUGGGAUCAUUGGGGUCACAGGGAUCACUGGGAUCACUGGGAUUGGGUACCAGGACCACAGGGAUCAUUGGGAUCAAGUAUCAGCACCACAGGGGUCAUUGGGAUCACUGGGAUCACUGGGAUUGGGUGCCAGGAUCACUGGGAUCACAGGGAUCAUUGGAAUCAUGUACAGGGAUCACAGGGAUCAUUGGGAUCGUGUUUCAGGAUCACUGGGAUCACUGGGGUCAUUGGGGUCACAGGGAUCAUUGGGAUCAGGUACAAGGAUCACUGGGAUUGAGUGCCAGGAUCACUGGGAUCACAGGGAUCAUUGGAAUCAUGUACAGGGAUCACAGGGAUCAUUGAGAUCCUUGGGGUCAGGUACUGGGAUCACGGGGAUCAUUUGGGUCAGUGGGAUCAGGUGUCAGUUCACAAGGAUCACAGAGAUCAUUGGGAUUGGGUGCCAGGAUCACUGGGAUCAUUGGGAUCAGGUACAGGGAUCCUUGGGAUCACUGGGAUCAUUGGGAUUGGGUACUAGGAUCACUGAGAUCACUGGAAUCAUGUACAGGGAUCAUUGGGGUCAUUGGGAUCGUGUGUCAGAUCACUGGGAUCACAGGGAUCAUUGGAAUCAUGUACAGGGAUCACAGGGAUCAUUGAGAUCCUUGGGGUCAGGUACUGGGAUCACGGGGAUCAUUUGGGUCAGUGGGAUCAGGUGUCAGUUCACAAGGAUCACAGAGAUCAUUGGGAUUGGGUGCCAGGAUCACAGGGAUCAUUGGGAUCAGGUACUGGGAUCACAGGGAUCGUGGAUUCCUCCCUCCGGAGCUGCUGGAAUUGCAGAUAUUCCAUGGAAAAUAAAAGAUUGCAUUUUGCUGCCUCAAAA